Molecule: messenger RNA, 1544 nt
Organism: Nelumbo nucifera (sacred lotus)
Lineage: Eukaryota; Viridiplantae; Streptophyta; Magnoliopsida; Proteales; Nelumbonaceae
Source: RefSeq, a predicted model, not a curated record
GUUUUCAGGUAAUAAUGUCCCGAUGGAAAAACGUCCAACUGCCUCUAUUCCACGUGACGGGACAAGUUGAAGUUACCUUUAUUUCUCGUCGCUCUGUCUGACUGUCUCCCUAUGAAUCUGAUAUGCUGAUAGCAGAGAAGAGAAGAUUCUCUAAUGGACUCCAUGGCAAUAAGUCCCUUAUUUAGGGCUUCCAUUUAUAAGAAACCGAACCCUGAGUUUGGAUUUCUUAACAGCAAGAACAAUUGCUUCUCAUUUUUCAAAUUUAACUGUUUUACGAAACGCAGAAACUUUGCUGCAAUUCCUGUUUCAUAUCGACCUCCUUCGUACUUGAACUUCCCGAGGAACAGAUGCAAUCACCGUAUACCCACCGAUUUAUUUUAUGCUCUAAUGCCACUUAUACAGAGCAUUAAAGACUUCGUGGUCGUGGCUUCAGGAAUCAGAACGGGUAAUGUUCUGUUGAAAGAUUUGGCGGAGAAAUGGGUUUCUUCUUUGAGAGGAUGCGACCUGUGGGAAGGAGUAUCAGAUGACUUGAGUGGAGGAAUUGGGGUGUCUCUUCUGAGCGUGACGUCCACGGCGAAGGUUCGAAUCAGUCCGGUGGUGGCAACACUCGCUGCAAAUCCGACUUUCGUGUCUGGAUUGAUAGCUUGGGUGAUAGCUCAGUUGAUUAAGAUAUUCCUGAAUUUCUUCAUGGAGAGGAAAUGGGACUUCAGGAUCCUGUUCGCUUCUGGAGGGAUGCCCUCGUCGCACUCGGCCCUGUGCACGGCUCUAACGACUUCCGUGGCACUGUGUCAUGGAGUGGCGGACUCUCUGUUUCCUGUGUGUUUGGGUUUUAGUCUCAUUGUCAUGUAUGAUGCAAUUGGAGUUCGGCGCCAUGCUGGGAUGCAAGCAGAGGUCCUUAAUAUGAUCAUUCAGGACUUGUUUCAAGGGCAUCCUAUCAGUCAAAGAAAGCUUAAGGAAUUUCUUGGUCACACCCCAUCACAGGUCAUUGCUGGAGCUCUCCUUGGUAUCUUGAUUGCCUGCAUGUGUUGUCAAAGUUGUUUUGUUGCAACCUAGGUAUUUUUGAAGGCAGUUGCAACUGAUUUAUGUGUCAUUGUUAUGACACUUGAAUUAACCAUCCUGUCUCAUUUGGCAAUUCUGAUGGGCUUCUUCACUCUAUAAUUCUGGGAAUCAAAAUUCUUUUGGUUUGUGCCUUUCAAGUUCUUUUUGCACAGAACAAAUGAUCUUUCUCUGAUGUUGGUCCUAGUAUUCGUUCUUUUUUCUGCAUAUACAUGGUACUUUGCUGGGGUUAUACAUUACCAUUUGGUAAUUCCUUCAGGAUCUUCUUGGCUGAUGACCCACCAGUUUGAUUCCCUUAAACAGCAGGUCCAUCAGAUUGUUUGGAUUGUCUGGAAUACGUAUUGGUUGAUAUGUAAAAGCUUGUACUGGUGUCUGAGAUCUUCUUUGUAGGGUGUGUGCUGCAUUCUUACUUUUCUUUAGCUUUUUUAUACAAUCUCUUUAUUAUGUUGCCAUGAUCCUACUUUAUGAAUUCUCCUUUAAUGUAUUAA